AUGUCGUCCAAUUCAAACACUCCGAGAACCUCCAAUGAGGUGGCUUUAGAUCACUUCGUUUUCCAACCAGUCACUCAAGAUAUGAUCAAUCACCUCGCCCAAAAGGCAAGAGAAGUCAUUCAGUGCGAACCCACACAGAUCUCCUCAAGUCAAGUUCCCUCGCCGCCUCAAACCCCCCCUCAAGAGACACGAUCAGCGUCGGAUUUACCGUCAUUGGAGAGAUUCAUCGCUUCUUUGGUAAAGAGAUCAAACGUCCAGGUACCUACACUUAUGACCAGUUUGGUAUACCUGGCCAGACUGAAGAAGAGACUACCGCCAGUUGCAAAGGGUUUAAGGUGUACAGUUCACAGAAUAUUCCUUGCAACAUUGAUCUUAUCGGCCAAGUUCCUCAACGAUUCGUCACCCAAAAACAAGCACUGGGCCGAGUACUCGAACGUCCGGGGUUACGAUGACUUCUCAUUCACCAGGACAGAAGUCAACCUUAUGGAGAAGCAGUUACUUCAGCUACUCAACUGGGAUUUGAUUGUUAACGAGAAUGAUCUCUACACUCAUUUGGAACCUUUCCUCACACCAAUCCGAUUUGACUUAGAUCGAAAGCAAGAACAACUCCGUCUUCACGAAGCACGUCAACAAGCCAUUCGGGAACAAGAAGCUCUUGCAAUGCAAAACAUGUCUUUCGAUCCAACCGGAAGAUACUGGAUUCCGGCGACCGAAGACAAGUACAUGUCAUACUAUGCUGAACAACAAACCCUCUUCCCAAACGACGACACAUACAACUACAACUCACCACCUUCCUCGUCAGAAGUUCCCGGUCUUACUCGCAGUGGUACCGCCGACACCCUCGAUGCCACAUCCUCUUCCGCCUCAUCUUACAUCUCCGAGUUAUCUCGCUCAGGCACACCUCUGUCAUCCGUCAGCAGCUAUCUCGAUGAAAAUGAUACCAUGCAAUGCGAUACCUACUCCCCCUCAGGUGUUGUCCGCGACAUUGUCACCGUCCACAUUCCCGGCGCUGAUGGCAAACUCAGACCUAUGCUUCCAUACGAAAUCGACAAUAUGGCUCAUCAGGACAACAUGGCAAUUUCAGAGGAGAAGCGUCGCACGAUCAAGAAAUCAAAGGGCAAUUUCUUGACGCGAUACUUUGGUGGUCAGAAGAAUCUCUCCACCGCGUGA
Sclerotinia borealis F-4128 is the source of this 1170-nucleotide messenger RNA. NCBI's taxonomy places the organism in Eukaryota, Fungi, Ascomycota, Leotiomycetes, Helotiales, Sclerotiniaceae. The record is from the annotation of a GenBank genome assembly.